AUGAUGGACACUGAGGAUGGGCAGUUCUUCAUAAAGAACCUCUCCCAUUUUGUGCGCACACACGAGAAAGCUCUCGCGAAUGCCCUUCAACUGCGGCGUCAACAAGCUCCUAAAAAUGGCUCUUCCUCAAAUGUGUCGUCAGUUGGAAGUUCUGGAACGCCAGAAUCACCUACCUCUUCGAAUCAACCAGCGGCUGCUUCUUCCUCCUCAACCUCGAGCACUCUCGCAGCGGCACUUUCCCUCCCAUACUUGACCUUCGCGUCUCACAAUAUCAAGCCUGCAAAACUUGCCUUAACCCCUCAUCACCUCUUCUACCUCCUCUCCCGAUUUGAAGAUCUUAGUAUUGCUGUUGGACCUAUGAAUGUUCGUUUAGAGAAUCUACACGCGGAUACUACAGCAGCAAACUAUGUCUCCUUUUUGGGCCAAUCUCAGCGACCUAAGGGGCGCGGAUCGGAUAAUGGAUCCAUUCAUUCUGUGUCUAGUGUGAGAAGUGUCAUGUCGGGUAUGUCUAGUCUUUGGUCAAAUUUCGGCCUUGGAUCCGGACCAUCGGCCGCAAAGACAGAGAAGCAGAAAGCUGCCAUCGAAGCGGACCUGAAGUAUCUGUACUCGGCCUUUACGAAAAUACCCUGCCUUAGACUAACACCAGAUCGACGAGCGAGACUUAUAGAAGGCUACGAAGAGUUCCCAUUCGACUCUGCGGUUCCUCUCUACGCGUUCAAGAAUCUUAGUGCUUUGGAGAUCAGUGAUAUCGACUUCCGACAAUUCUUUGGCUGGGAUCGACUUGCAGAACAGCUCAGAUCUCUGACAGUCAAGCGUGCAGGAAUCGAUGAUCCCGCUGACAUCCUCAUAAAUAUUGUGCUUGAUGAUACAGACAAGCGACGGCGUCGUUCCUCAAAAGCCCAGAUGUCUCCAACGACCACCUGGGCUACAUCCUCGAGCCCGAAGAGAAGCCCAACCAUACCGCAUGCAGAACUGGUAAAGUCCAACUCGGCUCCUGGUUCGCCAGACCAGCGUGUCCAUAUCGGCGAAGAGGAUGACUCGCGCACCGCUUCUUUGAAGCGAGCAGGUUCGGAUGGUGCAAAGUCUCCUACUAAGUCGAGACCGAGGAGUAAUUCUCCGGUUCGACCGACGAGCUCACGAACUGGCUCUGCAUAUGGCCAUUUGAGGGGGUCGCAUAAGGUUAAAAGGUCUGGGUCAGGAAGUUCACAUUCGAGCGCAUCGGAUGGCUGGCACAAUCCACGCAGCAGCUCGUCGAAUUUGCUUUCAAUGGGCAUCUUGCCGUCCUCAAAAUGGAGAUUUCUCAAACAUCUCAGUCUUGCUGAUAAUGGUCUUACCUCGAUAUCCGCGGAAGGGUUAGCCCCGUUGGCCAAUACUCUUCAUUCCUUAGAUCUAUCUUCGAAUCUGUUCCAGCAGAUACCUGAUUGUCUGGCAUCCUUAACGGCACUACGAGCUCUCAACCUUUCGAACUGUAUGAUCAACUCGCUCCACUCCUUGACCAGAAACCCCCUUCCUGCUAUUUCGGCCCUCAAUUUGAGAUCGAAUCGACUUAUAUCUAUCGCCGGUAUUGAAAGGCUAUAUCCCCUAGAGAGACUCGAUUUGCGAGAUAAUAAGAUGACGGAUCCUACAGAGCUUGCGAGAUUGACGGGCAUUCCUGAUCUUCGAGAAAUCUGGGUCUCGGGCAAUCCCUUUGUCAAAACGCACAGCAAUUAUCGAAUCACGAUCUUCAACCUUUUCAGGAAAACUCCUGGUUAUACCGAAGACAUCCUCAUCGAUACAUAUGGACCUGGUUAUAGUGAAAGGCGGCAAUUGGUAGACAGAGUCGCUGAGAAGGCGAACGUUCCUGUCGUUAAGCCAAUCCCAGAUUAUGGCAUAUCGUCAGUGGAUGUAAACAAGCCCAUCAUUAACUACCCACCUGCUCUUGCGCCUGCAGUACUUCGCAAGGAACGACCCCAACCGGCCCCUGCUACGAGUGAAGUGUAUUCAAAUUCUUCUGGUAGACGUAGACGAACACCGAAGCGGAGGAUCGUGGAUCUUUCCACAUCCGAGACCUCUCCCAGUAAACAAGCCCGCCCUGUCCACCUUUCAGUAGAGGAAGCUGCUGAGAAUGCUGUAGGAUUAGGGGCUGCGUAUAAUAUGAGUCCAGACCCUUCACCUCGGACAGUGCCUUUGUAUGUUCAAUCCGAGCAUCAACAACCCCAAGUUCAGGCCCAGGUCCCACGAAUAGACUCUACUGCUGUGCCUCGAUUGCCUCCUAUACAAACAGUUCCCUAUGAAUCGCCACUUAUCAAAACGCAACCUGGCAAGGAAUCCCAAGACUGGAAGAUUAGUGGCGAGCUAUAUAGACAGAAGUUAGAAGCGUUGCGGAACGAAGUCGGCAAUGGAUGGCUCAGCGUGCUGAGCGAAGAAGGAUGGGAAGCACAAAAGAACGCCCAAGGACAGGGCUUUACAGCGGCGGACUUCAGCCCGAUGAGGCCAAGUCCAACACCUCGAGCCAGCAGUCAACAAACAAUACAUAGCGGUCGAACGUUGGGAUGA
Molecule: messenger RNA, 2535 nt
Organism: Lachnellula hyalina
Lineage: Eukaryota; Fungi; Ascomycota; Leotiomycetes; Helotiales; Lachnaceae
Product: putative leucine-rich repeat-containing protein
Exons: 2
Coding region: 1-2535 (844 amino acids)
Cellular component (GO): cytoplasm
Molecular function (GO): protein kinase binding
Source: RefSeq, a predicted model, not a curated record